AUGGAAUUUGAAGAGAUUAAGGUAAGAAGCUAUGAUGGAAGUCUUGAUAGAGCAAGACUUGAACUUCUUGAAAGAAGAUGUGAAGUAGGCCCAUCACAUGUGUUCCUCUUCUCUGACACCAUGGGUGACCCCAUCUGUAGAAUACGCAAUAGUCCCUUGUACAUCAUGCUGGUUGCCGAGUUGAACCAUGAGCUAGUUGGUGCAAUUCAGGGUUCAAUCAAAGUGGUCACACUGAAAGAUUUGGCUAAAGUUGGCUACAUUUUAGGGCUAAGGGUCUCACCAUUUCAUCGGCGUAAAGGCAUUGGUUCGAGCCUUGUGCACCAUUUAGAAGAAUGGUUCGUUGGGAACCAAGUGGACUACGCAUACAUGGCAACUGAGAAAGAUAACAAUGCUUCGGUUAAUCUCUUUGUAAAUAAACUCCAAUAUGUUAAAUUCAGAACACCCGCAAUCCUCAUUCAUCCGGUCAAAUCCCGACCCCUUAAAAUCUCAUCAAAAGUCGAGAUUUUUAAAAUAAAUGAAGAAAAUGCAGAGUAUUUAUACCGUAGGUUCAUGGGUUUGACUGAGUUUUUCCCAGCUGACAUCGAUAAAGUGCUUGGAAACAAACUAAGUUUAGGCACGUGGGUGGCAUGCGAAAGAGGCGAACACGCUCAAUUCGGGCAAAAUGGUAAUUUCCCAUCCAAUUGGGCUAUGUUAAGUGUUUGGAAUAGUGGGGGGUUGUUCAAAUUACGAAUAGGGAAAGCUCCGGUUUCUUGUUUGAUGUACUCCGAGGUGUCAAAAGUGAUUGAUAAAGCGUUUGCAUGUUUUAACAUGCCAACGUUGUUGUGUAGUCUAUUUGAACCAUUUGGAUUCUAUUUCUUGUAUGGGGUGCACCAAGAGGGUGAGGUGUCUAGGAAGAUGGUUCGAGCCCUAUGUAGAUACGUGCACAACAUGGCUCGAGUCGAUGUGGAUUGUAAAAUGGUUGUCACGGAGUUGGGAAGGUAUGAUGAAAGGGUGAGACCUCAUAUCCCACAUUGGAGGAUGCUUUCAUGCCUUGAGGAUUUGUGGUGCAUAAAGGCCUUGAAAAGUGAACAUAUAGAAAGUGUAAAUGAAUUGACAAGAAUCCCACAAACAAAACCUCUUUUUGUAGAUCCACGAGAGGUGUGAAUGUGACUAUGCCACCUAAUUAUUUGUUAUUGGUUGUUCUCUUGUUUGGAUAUAUUUAAUAUUCAUGGUUUAUUCUACACUUCUCGUUUAUAAUAAUAUUAUUUUACUUAUUCAAUAAAAAGUAGUGUUUUUAUGGA
Lactuca sativa (garden lettuce) is the source of this 1280-nucleotide messenger RNA. RefSeq names its product Acyl-CoA N-acyltransferases (NAT) superfamily protein. The record is from RefSeq and is a predicted model, not a curated record. Gene Ontology annotation, molecular function: acyltransferase activity, transferring groups other than amino-acyl groups. NCBI's taxonomy places the organism in Eukaryota, Viridiplantae, Streptophyta, Magnoliopsida, Asterales, Asteraceae.